AUGGCGUUCACCUGUCGAGGGCUGGAUUCGCAGCGCUGCUGCAGAUCGAGUACGCCGCCACGCCGACGACUUUCUGAGUCUGACUUCAACAGGAGAGCGCCGCGCACCGUCCACUGCGGCACGCGCCGCCAGCAGGCUUGCGUGCGGCAGACGUUCGCCGCGGGCUCCGGCCGCGACUCCACGGUGUCGGUGCAGUCGACGAUGGCGGACCGGUUCGCGGGCAGCGGCGGCCGCGACUCUUCCACGUCGGUGGUGCGCGCCGGCGACCGCUACCCGAGCAGGGGCGGAGCCAGCGACGUCGAGCUGGACCGCUAUCCCGGCAGGGGCGGCGCCAGCGACGCCGAGCUGGACCGCUAUCCCGGCAGGGGCGGAGCCAGCGACGUCGAGCUGGAUCGCUAUCCCGGCAGGGGCGGAGCCAGCGACGCCGAGCUGGAUCGGUACCCCGGCAGGGGCGGAGCCAGCGACGUCGAGCUGGAUCGGUACCCCGGCAGGGGCGGCCAGGGCGACGCCGAGCUGGAUCGGUACCCCGGCAGGGGCGGAGCCAGCGACGCCGAGCUGGAUCGGUACCCCGGCAGGGGCGGCCAGGGCGACGCCGAGCUGGAUCGGUACCCCGGCAGGGGCGGAGCCAGCGACGCCGAGCUGGAUCGGUACCCCGGCAGGGGCGGAGCCAGCGACGUCGAGCUGGACCGGUACCCCGGCAGGGGCGGCCAGGGCGACGCCGAGCUGGACCGGUUCUCGCACUACGACCGCGACUCGCCCGUCGUGCCGGCGCCGCUGUACGCCGUGCCCGUCUCCAAGGAGUCGCCGCCGGUGGCGCCCGCAGCCCGCUACCCCGCCUCCAGGGGGUCGCCCGUCGCCACGGCGCAGCUCGACAGCCCGUCGGCGUCGGCGGCGCAGCUGGACCGCUACCCGGCGUCGCCGCCCGCCGCGCAGCUGGACAAGUACCCGCCGCCGCCGCCCCCGCAGCUGGAGGGCCGGUUCGGCGGCGGCCGCUCGACGCCCCAGCAGCAGCAGCACGAGGGCCGGUCGACGCCGUCGACGCAGCUGGACAAGUACCCCGGGCCGGCGGGCCGGCAGGCGUCUUCGCUGUCGGAGCACCGCUACGGGCGCGACUCGCCGACCGUGGUGGCGCCGCCGCCGCCGGCGUUGCUGGAGCGCUUCGCGACGCCGCCCGCCGCCCCCGAGAACAGCCUCAUCGAGCCGUACGUGCCGCCCCCGCAGCAGCAGCAGCAGCACGCGGCGUCGCCCCCGCAGCCGGGCACGGCCACCGGUUCGCUCGAGCUGAGCCGCACGCCCAGCGAGGAGCCGCCGCCGUCCAGCGAGGCCAAGUCGAAGAGCGUGUCCUUCGAGGACGAGGAGCAGUCGUCGCCGGCGCCCGUCUCGCUCGUCGUCCACCCGCCUCCACCCGCCGAGAAGCCCGAGCGCCGCGUCCUGUCGGCCCGCGAGCGCUGGCACUGGGCGUACAACAAGAUCGUGAUGCAGCUCAAUAUGCGGGGCGGCCCAGACACACAUCGCGUGCCGGCCCCCGCCCGCCGCCCGCCGCCCGCCGCCCGCAUCUCGCGCAGUCGGGCUGCCUGCUGCCUCCCCACUGCGCCUCUGACGGCCACUCUCUCCAACUCGAGGCCUCGCCGCCUCACCCAGUGA
Messenger RNA from Schistocerca piceifrons (Central American locust), 1644 nucleotides. Its product is annotated as WAS/WASL-interacting protein family member 1-like. The transcript is spliced from 5 exons. The record is from RefSeq and is a predicted model, not a curated record. Bases 1 to 1644 code for a protein of 547 amino acids. NCBI's taxonomy places the organism in Eukaryota, Metazoa, Arthropoda, Insecta, Orthoptera, Acrididae.